Molecule: messenger RNA, 726 nt
Organism: Adineta steineri
Lineage: Eukaryota; Metazoa; Rotifera; Eurotatoria; Adinetida; Adinetidae
Source: the annotation of a GenBank genome assembly
AUGGCAACAAAUCGAAGAGUAACUGGAGAAUCUCAAGUGGGUAAUUCAUUUGAAGGAUUACUUAAAACUGAUAAUAUAUUUUUAUUUGUACCAAAUAUAAUUGGUUAUGUACGUGUUUUUCUUUCGAUUCUUUCAUUUUAUUUUAUGCCAACACAUCCAACUAUUACAAUUGUAUGCUAUUUAACAAGUGAAUUUCUUGAUGCACUUGAUGGACAUGCUGCUCGAGCACUUGGCCAAUGUACGAAAUUUGGUGCUAUGUUUGAUAUGUUAGUUGAUCGAUGUUCAACAAUGUGUUUAUGUUUUGUUUUGGCUAUGUUUUAUCCAAAAUGGGCACUUUUCUUUCAACUUUGGGCUGCAAUUGAUGUUGCUAGUCAUUGGCUUCAUUUACAUGCUGCAACAGUUAAAGGUUCAGAUAGUCAUAAGAAAAUUGAUCUUUCAGGCAAUCCUAUUCUCCGUCUUUAUUAUACAUCACGUAAAGUUCUUUUUACAAUGUGUGCUGGUAAUGAACUUUGGUUUUCAAUGGUCUAUCUACUUCAUUUUGGUGAAGGACCUGCAGUAUUAUCAUUUGGUGGUUAUUCAGUUGGUCUCUGGCGUGUUAUUCUCUAUGCUGUAACACCAAUCAUGGUAUUAAAACAAAUAAUCAGUUUAAUUCAUCUUUAUACUGCCGCACUUGAUAUGGCUGCAAUUGAUGAAGCUGAACGAGCAAAUAAGCCAAAGCCUAAUUAA